Molecule: messenger RNA, 1560 nt
Organism: Rubroshorea leprosula
Lineage: Eukaryota; Viridiplantae; Streptophyta; Magnoliopsida; Malvales; Dipterocarpaceae
Source: the annotation of a GenBank genome assembly
AAGUAUUUAACUUUUUAAAAACUAGCCUUUUGGAGAAAUAUCUAGUAGCCUAUUUCCUAUAUUACAAUUUGGUCAUGGCUCUUUGUUACAAAAAUUUUCCCUCUAAUCUCUAAAAUGUCUGCCUUGUCAUUGGCUACCUGCUUUUAACUACGAUUAAUGGUGACGUUUUUUUCUCAUGUUCCAUGAUGAACUGGAUUAAGGUAACUUUUUCAAUCCUUUUAUGCUUGAUUUUCUUUGCUUUGAAUUUGAGCUCUGUUUUCUAUUCUAAGUUACGGAUAAAAGACUGAUACUAGGAUAAGGAAGAAAGUCUAGAUAUCAAUUUGAUUUCAAAAACAGUUCCCGUUUUGGUCUUUAUAUUACCAAGUAGUUAAUGGUUUCUGCCUUGAGUUUCUAGCUCCUUUCAUUUUUUCUAGCUUUCCAAUAACUUCAUUCAUGUCUGGGGGUUGCUGACUGCAACAUUGAAGGACCAACUCAGUGAUUUCAAUUGCCUCUACUCAUUACACUUCUUACCUUCCAUUAAUUUUUCUGAUAACAUAUGCCCAGCUUCCAAAGGUAUAUGUCUCUUGUCAUUUAUUUUCUUAUUUUUUUCUGUUGGUCAUGUCCAUCUUUAUCUUUAGGCUGACCUGGAUCCUUUUCUUUCAUCAGCUGUUUGAGCAUUGUAAUACCAAAUGCAUAUACAUCAUCCCUUGCAUUAGGCAGUUUAAAAGCAGCAGUUUGGUUAUAUUGGGAAUAUAACAUGCCUACACUUUUAGGUAAAAAAAUUGUUUUGUCAUGAGAGUUUUUUCUUAUAUAUGCAGUACUAACAGAAAUACUAUGCUAGAACCAGAAUAUAACCACUGAUUCUACUUCUUGUUUGAAGAAACUCGUGGAUAGGAUUAACACUCCCUUUUAUUUUCAUACAGAUGAAUGUAUGCACUUGAAACAUUAUGAAUUUAGACCUGAUAAAAAAAGUAACCAAUUAAAAUUUGUUCUACUCACUGGAUAUCAAUUUCUUAAAAAAUUUAAGUGUUACCAUCAAGCAAGCUUGAGGCUAAUCUUUUAAAAGUGUUGAAUUAUCAGCAAAAAAAUAAAAAUAAAUAAAAAGUGGCUCCUAUUAAAAUAUGGUGAGUGCUUGAAUGUGGUCAUAAUUUGGUUAACAGACUGAACUUUGUCUUUUAUACUAAAUAUUAAAGAUUUGGUUAUCUCUUGAAUGUCUAGUCUUUUUAGCCAUUUAUAUGCUUACUAGUAAGCAUCACUCGUUUAGCAACACAAGCUGCUGAAUCGAAGUCUGCUACUUUGACAUUGAGAUCACUGUUUAGUGGCUUUUAAUAUGGCUAAAUUAAUAUUUUAUCUCUUAAGAUUUGAUGGCUAAUGGGCCAGUAGAAAUAAGCUGGGAAAAUCUAGAGGAUAUGCCAGAUCCCAUAGAGUUAGGAUCUGAUGGCUUUGAAGUGGUAAAAGCAGUCACGAGAUAUUAACAGAGAAGACCAAUAUAGUGAGUAUUGUCUAAAUAUGUUUAUAAUAAUAUAAUAUGAGGUUAAAAAGUGUUUUAACUCAUUUAUGACAUCUUGUCGAGAGAAAAAA